UUGAAGAUGGCCGCUUAAAGUAUCUCGUAAACAUGUGUUCUCUAAAAAUGUACCCGUCUGAGAUAGACAACCUCGCCUCUGCGAAAUCGAUAGGAAUUGACACUGCAAUCGGUAUAGAUUAUUUAGGGUGUAGAACAAGAUCCGCUUUGCCCACGUACGAUUACAAUUGGGUGGAAAAUCCGAAAGGCUAUUGCAUCGCCUGCGAGGACUCUUCUAUAUCACAUCAUAGCAGAGCGAAGCGUCAGCUGAGCUGUUUUGGUAUCGGCCAAACCAUAUGCUGGAUGGAAUCUAUUAAGUAUGGCGAUUAUGAGCAAAACAGCAUCAUACGAUUGUCCAUUAGACAGUAAGAAGCUUGAUAGCUUAGAUAACAUGAAUAUUUCAGAUUCCAUUCAGAUCACCAAACAGAUUAAUAGCUCAACAAUGUCGAGCUCACCCAAAAGUACACGUAGGAAAAGAAAACCGAAGGCGCGCAAAAAGAAGAGAACUAAAGGAAAAUACAUGACCAAAGUACGUUGUAUAGCAAAUUCUUUGAAUUAUAAUUAUUGCGAAGAUAGCAAUAAUAAAAUGCCUGAUGUACAAGAAAAUUCGAUUCAAUCGCUGACAGUAUCAGAAAGCUCCAUCGAUCUUGAAGAUUGGAUCGUUUUUGGAGACGACGAAUUGAAUGAAACAUGUAAUAAACAAAGAAUGAAAACAUCCUCUCCUACCGAAACACAUUAUACACCUAUCUUCAAUUCUUCGAUGAGGAACAACUAUAAUCCUUGCAAGGAUUCCAACAGCGAUGCCAAAAUUGCUUCCAUUCGAUUGCGAUCAUUAUCAGAAAGUUCCACCAAUUCUGAAGACAGUAAUUAUGUUUCUAUAACUUUAGACGAGGGAGAAGCAACGGAAAGACCGAGAAUGCGUUACGAUUGUUUAACGAAGAUGAAUGACGAACGCCGCAAGGAUUAUAAUAGACAAAUACAGAAGAAUUUGUUUCAACAUCGCCGAUUGCCGUCAGACAGUUCUGAAUGUUCUGAUGACUUUAUUAGUUUCGAAAAUACGGAUUCUAAUAAUUCUGAAAAUACUUAUACUUCUACCAGUUCCUUUGGUACUGAAGAAGUCGAUGGCUGUGUUGAGACGAACUUACACGAUGGAGACAACCAACUAGAUGACUCGAUCAUCUUUACUGAUGAAAAUGGUGAAAAAUUAAGAAACAAACAAACAAAGAAGGUGAGCUUCGACCCAACUCCAGUCGUACAUGUCAUGGUGACGUGGAAUUAUGCAUACCGUGCAGCUCGAAGAGGUCCUUGGGAAGAAAUAGCACGGGACAACGAAAGAUUUAGAGGACGUAUAAAGUCUAUCGCGAUUGUUCUUGAUCCAAUUUUGAAAAGCAAACAUCGCUCGCAAGUUUGGCAGGAACGAUUCGCUUUUCCGGAAUAAUUUUAACCCAAUUUAUAAUUAAUAUUUUUUUAAAUAUACGAGAUGGCGGAAUUAGUACAAAUAAAA
Acromyrmex echinatior (Panamanian leafcutter ant) is the source of this 1482-nucleotide messenger RNA. It is a transcript of the gene PPP1R15, whose product is annotated as Protein phosphatase 1 regulatory subunit 15. Gene Ontology annotation, cellular component: endoplasmic reticulum; protein phosphatase type 1 complex. The record is from RefSeq and is a predicted model, not a curated record. Gene Ontology annotation, biological process: response to endoplasmic reticulum stress. NCBI's taxonomy places the organism in Eukaryota, Metazoa, Arthropoda, Insecta, Hymenoptera, Formicidae. Gene Ontology annotation, molecular function: protein phosphatase regulator activity.